CAGUGUAAUAAAAACUAUGAUAGAAACAUCUGUAAGGUCCUCGCUGAAGCAUAAAAGAGGAAAUAACUGACUUUUUAGUAACUUCCUUGGAGCCUAGAAGAUGGAAAAUUGAACUUUUAAUUUAUAUUCAGCUCUGUUGGAGUCCUUGAAGAUUAAUACCAACUUACAAUUCUUGUUAUAUUUCAAGACAGAAAGUUAAUUUGAGGGAGAAGAUUUGUCAAUAGUCUGCUAUACCAAUGUCAGCACAAUGACAAUAGCUCUUACCAUCUACUGGGUGCUCACCAUGUGCCAAGUGCUGCUAAGCCUGUUAUAUACCUCAUCUCGUUUAAUCCUCACCGCAAUCCUAUCAGGUAUCUUCCAGACCCUCCUCCAACAUCGACCCAGGCAACUAUGGGGAAGUGCAUGAUCUGAUCACCCAGAUACCCUCUAAAGUGCAGAUACAAGAUAUUACUAAGGAGCUACACUGCCCACUGUGUAAUGAUUGGUUCUGUGAUCCAUUGAUGCUAAGCUGUGGCCACAACUUCUGCCAGGCCUGUAUCCAAAACUUUUGGAAGCAGCAAGCAAAAGAAACAUUCUGCCCUGAGUGUAAGAUGGUAUGUCAAUAUAGCAACUGUACGUUCAACCUGGUACUCGAGAAGCUGGUAGAGAAGAUUAAGAAGCUACCUUUACUCAAGGGCCAUCCACAGUGCCCAGAGCAUGGAGAGAACCUGAAACUAUUCAGUAAGCCAGAUGGGAAACUGAUCUGCUUUCAGUGCAAAGAUGCUCGGUUAUCUGUGGGGCAGUCUAAAGAUUUCCUGCAGAUCUCUGAUGCUGUCCGUUUCUUCAUGAAGGAGCUCACCAUCCAUCAAGGUCAACUGGAGGCAACCCUGAAGGAACUUCAGUCCCUGAAGAAUAUGCAGAAAGAUGCUAUAGCUGCUUACAAGGAAAACAAGCUACAUCUGCAGCAACACAUCUCCUUGGAGUUUCUAAAGCUACAUCAGUUCCUGCACAGCAAAGAAAAGAACAUUUUAAAUGAGCUCCGAGAAGAGGGGAAAGCCUUGAAUGAGGAGAUGGAGCUGAAUCUGAGCCAGCUUCAGGAACAGUGUCUCCUAACCAAGGAGAUGUUGGUGAGCAUCCAGGCACGGAUGGAACAGCAGAAUCCCUUCGACUUUCUCAAAGAUAUCUCAUCUCUCUUGGAUAGCUUGGAACAAGGAAUGAAGGUGCUGAUGCCCAGAGAGUUUAUCUCCAGAAAGCUGAACCCAGGCCUGUACAAAGGUCCCAUCCAAUACAUGAUGUGGAGGGAAAUGCAGUUUUCUCUCUCUCCAGGCCUAUCUUCAUUAACUCUGGACCCUAAAACAGCUCACCCAAAUCUGAUGCUCUCCAAAAACCGAACCAGUGUGUGGCAUGGUGACAUUAAGCAGGUAAUGCCUGAUGAUCCAGAGAGGUUUGACUCAAGUGUGGCUGUGCUGGGCUCAAAAGGCUUCACAUCUGGAAAGUGGUACUGGGAAGUAGAAGUAGCAAAGAAGACAAAAUGGACAGUUGGAGUCGUCAGAGAAUCCAUCAUUCGGAAGGGCAGCUGUCCUCUAACUCCUGAGCAAGGAUUCUGGCUUUUAAGACUAAGAAACCAAACUGACCUAAAGGCUCUGGAUUUGCCGUCUUGCAGUCUGAAACUGACUAACAACCUCAACAAGGUGGGCGUAUACCUGGAUUAUGAAGGAGGGCAGGUGUCCUUCUACAAUGCUGAAACCAUGACCCACAUUUACACCUUCACUAGCACUUUCAUGGAGAAACUUUAUCCCUACUUCUGCCCUUGCCUUAAUGAUGGUGGAGAGAAUAAAGAACCCUUGCAUAUCUUACAACCACGGUAAUUAGUCAUGCUAUUGUGUAAAUUCAGAGUGUUAUUAAAGAGGUAUUAAAGUAGUUUACCAGUCUCACUGGUUUCU
Messenger RNA from Zalophus californianus (California sea lion), 1922 nucleotides. RefSeq names its product tripartite motif containing 69 (gene TRIM69). Lineage: Eukaryota; Metazoa; Chordata; Mammalia; Carnivora; Otariidae. Bases 501 to 1847 code for a protein of 448 amino acids. The record is from RefSeq and is a predicted model, not a curated record. Gene Ontology annotation, molecular function: protein binding; metal ion binding. The transcript is spliced from 7 exons.